CACCUUCCUUGUCAGCCGUCGCAAGUUACCUACCUAAGAUUUCAGUUAAAUUCUCACUCAACUGGUGAGCGUACUCCAUUUGAUUUGCUGGAGUGCGGCGACCUGCCUUCUGUUUUGAAUCCCCACAUAGAUAUUAGAGAAACGAGAAAAACACUGGACAACUCACUUCCAGUAUGACCACAAUCUCUAAACUCAGGGACUUUCUAAACGUAAUACGGCGUACUAUUUUAUUUAUUAUUAUUAGUAGUAGUAGUAAUAUUAUUAUUUAAUUCCGCACCCCUUUUUCCCGAGAACAAUUGCUUUUCUCUGACCGGCAUAACACCUCCUCGGAUCCGUCAAAGGCGACCUCACCAACAUCACAGCACCCCCUUAUUUCCUCGCCCCGUCGUCUGUGACCGAGCUCGGGGCUUGUUGGGUAGAGCGACCGUCGUUGUUUGUGGCACCCGAUCUAGACUCCGAUCCGGAGCUGCGCUCUCUCCUCGUGCUCAAAUGGAUUCUCGCCAGCCUCAAACACCAGCUCUACGUCGACGGGGCGCCUCCGGUAGCAACCUCGAAACCCUCGCGCACUCGGCCGCCAGCCGCGGAGCAUCCCGACUGCGACAAGGCCACCUCUGCUUCGCGCGCUCGGUCAAGCAGCAGUGGGUCCGCAAGACGAGCUUCCUGAUCGAGAUCUCGGUCGGGGCCGUGGCGGGCCUGCUGAUCGGCCUGUCGCUGUACCAGCUGCAGGGCAUGCACUUCCAGGGCGCCUACCACACGCCCCUGACCAUCCUCUCCAGCGCGCUCAACUACACGCUCGUGCCGCAGGUCGGGCUGCUUUGUAGCUUGGCGAUUGGGCUCGCGGCGGCCGCGCCGGGGGUCAAGACUUUUGGGGAGGAGAAACAAAUCUACUGGCGCGAGGCGAGCUCCGGGCACUCGCGGCUGGCGUACUACGUGGGCAAGGUGCUGGCGACGUUGCCGCGGCUGGGCAUCUCGGCGAUGCACUUCACGACCUUCUACUGCGUGCUGGCGACGCCGUGGAUGCCCUUCUGGAGCAUGUUCCUGACCAACCUGCUGUACUUCUACUGCAUCUACGGCCUGGCCUCCAUCAUGUCCGUGCUCGUCCGGCGCGAGGACGGGCCGCUGAUGGCCAUGAUCGUUAGUUUGAUUAUCGGUGUCUUUGGCGGGUACGGCCCGCCCCUGUACCUGGUCAAGGAGUGGCAUCUCGAGUGGCUGUGGCGGUUGUGUCCCGGGGUGUGGCUAACCGAGGCCUACUUCGAUAAACACUUGGCUAUAAUGAGCCACCUGUACGACUUGGAUCUCGCUGCGAGUUGGACGGGAUAUGUACGGGGUCGCUUCGGGAUGGAUAUAGGCAUCCUCCUAGUUAUCGGCACCGUUUAUCGAGUCAUUGCCUUUGGGGGGUUGAUAUUCCUCAACCGGCCGGGCACGAAGUGAAAAGAUUGACGGUUGCUGAUGACUUACUACACGGUGAAACCGUGGAACGAGUCGGUGCUUGAAUCUUGUUUAAUAGUAAUGAGGUCUCGGCCAAUAGACGACCGGUUCGUUCGAUAUCUCGUCGCGACUGGCAAUAUCUUGAUUACAUUACUUGUCUCCCACUGAAAAAAAUACGUUCGACGACGUAAUUAUGAAAUCAGGUGGAAAGGCUUGGAAGUGAGUCCGUUCAUUGAAUGAAAAGAAGAUGCUGCCUGGAGAUUGGCGCGUGCUACGAAGACAACUCCAAGCAGCCAAUCCGAAACUAUGAGUUGAUCGACACAAUGGUAGACCGUAGAAGACGAGUUUGAUAAAGCCGUAGAUAACUUGACUUCGACUACCUACCUAGGGAGGUGGAAAGAGCCAGUGCUUAGGGAGCCAGGAAUGAGGUGU
Molecule: messenger RNA, 1860 nt
Organism: Chaetomium fimeti
Lineage: Eukaryota; Fungi; Ascomycota; Sordariomycetes; Sordariales; Chaetomiaceae
Exons: 5
Coding region: 490-1431 (313 amino acids)
Biological process (GO): transmembrane transport
Cellular component (GO): membrane
Molecular function (GO): ABC-type transporter activity
Source: RefSeq, a predicted model, not a curated record